This is a messenger RNA of Loa loa (African eye worm), 1731 nucleotides long. RefSeq lists its product as hypothetical. Bases 1 to 1731 code for a protein of 576 amino acids. Gene Ontology annotation, biological process: endocytosis; molting cycle, collagen and cuticulin-based cuticle. Gene Ontology annotation, cellular component: plasma membrane; cytoplasmic vesicle membrane. NCBI's taxonomy places the organism in Eukaryota, Metazoa, Nematoda, Chromadorea, Rhabditida, Onchocercidae. The record is from RefSeq and is a predicted model, not a curated record. The transcript has 10 exons.
AUGCCAUUGGAAAACCCAGAAGAAACAGCCAAGGGAGUGUUGUUAAUGACCAAUGAACAUUUGCAAGAUGGCAAAAUGGAGGCAAAUGAUACCAUAAAGAAUUAUUCGGAUAGCACUGAUAUGGAAAGAACCGAUAACUUAUCACGUUUGAAUGAUCAGUCUAUUUUGGCAUUCAAUAAACUUCAACUUACCACUCAUGGAUGCAUAGGUGAUUCACGACGCAAUAAACUUCUCUCCUUAUGGAAAUAUCUCACGCUUCGGGGUUUAUUUCGACUUUUAGGCGAAAAUGUUGGCUCUUACCCGAUAGUAUACAUUCUUUUAUCAUUAUUGAUCUCAACAAGUUCAUUUGGUAUCUUUAAAAUUGUUUUACGUGAUCGAAUACGUGAUGGUUAUACGCCAACCAAUGCACCAUCCAGAUAUGAAAUGGAUGUACUACGGGAAUUUUGGAACUCUUCUGGCGAUCCAAUGGUUACGGUAGUAUUACUGACAGCCAAAGAUAAUGGAUCGAUGUUACGUGAUGAUUAUUUGAGCGAAAUUGAACGUUUAACCACUUAUUUGAUGACUAAUCAUAGUGUAAUAUAUGAUAAUGAGCCAGUUAUAUAUGCAAACUUUUGCUCACCAUAUUGUAGGAUGAAUAUUGCACUACAACUUUUCAAGCAAAGUGUUGAUGUUGAACGGGUCCAUUUGCAACGAGGUGAACCACUGUCAUAUGAUACAUCUUUAACAUAUCCAGUAGCGAAAAUUGAUGGCUUUGACAUUCAUUUGGAAAGGAACUUUUUUGGGAUUACUAUGAAAGAAAUACCCAAAAAGGAUAUGUUUGUUGGCCAAAAUAUUACCGCUGAUAAGUUGCCUCAAAAUGUUUCCUAUGCACAAUUAGUUUCAAACUUGCAAUUCGUUAAAGUAAUUUUGGCUCUUUACCGUGCUGAUCGAUCAUCCCCCGAAAUGGAACGAAAGCUAUCGCUGUGGGAACUUUCUGUUUUCAAAUUUGCUCGAGAACAUUAUAAUAACUGCUUAAUUGAUAUGGAGGUGAUUGGCACAGAGAUUCUUAAUCAAGAAAUGAUUAAAGAUGGACAAAAGCUUGCACCUUUUUUUGCUGCAGGUUUUGGUUUUAUGAUGUUUUUCGUAACUGUUACGGUUCUUGCUAGUGCAUUUUUUUAUAAUGCGAUGGAUUGGGGUAAAGUUUUGGUAGCAUUUGGUUCUAUUUUAUGUCCAAUACUUUCGAUUACAUCAUCAUAUGGUAUCAUAUCGCUUUUUGGUGUUCGAACAAAUUCUCUUAUGCUUGUUAUGCCAUUCCUUAUUAUGGGCAUUGGAGUUGAUGAUGCGUUCCUGAUGAUCCAUCCAUGGCAACGUUUGGCAUUACAUACUAGUAGUGUUAGUGUUCGACUUGGUUUAGUCUUCGAAGAAGUAGGACCUUCUAUUACGAUUACUUCGUUAACGAAUUUCAUUUCCUUCAGUAUCGGCGCUUUAACUCCCACGCCAGAAAUACGAUUGUUUUGUGUAUCAACAGCUAUUGCAAUGGGAUUGGAUUAUUUAUAUGAAUUAAUUUUGUUUGGACCUGUAUUGGCGUUAGCUUCACAUUGCGAAAAACGUAAUAAAAAGUACACGAUGUCAUCAUGUCCCCAAAAACCCUUACUAUAUGGAUGGCGUUUACAGGUUUCAUUAAUUUCUGUUAAAGAUCAUUGCAAGUUAGAUCAGUGGUAUCAUGUUCAGCAUCGUAUAUAUGCUUUAUAA